Rhinolophus ferrumequinum (greater horseshoe bat) is the source of this 4756-nucleotide messenger RNA. It is a transcript of the gene CCDC30, whose product is annotated as coiled-coil domain containing 30. Lineage: Eukaryota; Metazoa; Chordata; Mammalia; Chiroptera; Rhinolophidae. The record is from RefSeq and is a predicted model, not a curated record. The transcript is spliced from 24 exons.
UGGCGCCGGCGGCCCAGCGGCGUGCGCAAGUGCGGGGGAACUCCGAGAUUCAUGGCGGAAGCGGCCCUGGGUGCUGAGUUCCCCCAGCCCGCCGGUGUUGCGCGCUGGGCCGAGGUUAUGGCUCGCUUCGCCGCCGGGCUGGGUGCGCAGGGCAGACGGGUGGUGUUGGUCACGUCCGGCGGCACCAAGGUCCCACUGGAAGCCCGGCCAGUGCGCUUCCUGGACAACUUCAGCAGCGGGCGGCGCGGUGCAACCUCGGCGGAGGCCUUCCUAGCUGCGGGCUACGGUGUCCUGUUCCUGUACCGUGCUCGCUCCGCUUUCCCCUUUGCCCACCGCUUCCCUCCCCAGACCUGGCUGUCGGCUCUGCGGCCCUCCAGCCGAUCCCCUUCCGGCUUACUGAGCCUGGAGGUCGAAGAGAACGCACUCCCUGGCUUCGCUGCGGCUCUGCAGAGCUACCAGGAAGCUGCGGCUGCCGGCACCUUCCUGGCGGUAGAGUUCACCACUUUGACGGACUAUUUGCAUCUGCUGCAGGCUGCGGCCCAGGCGCUCAAUCCGCUAGGCCCUUCUGCGAUGUUUUACCUGGCUGCGGCCGUGUCAGAUUUCUAUAUUCCUGUCUCUGAAAUGCCUGAACACAAGAUCCAGUCAUCUGGGGGCCCACUGCAGGGAAAAGUUCAAGUAGAAGACGUACUUCACCAUUUCAAGAAAGAAGGAACUGAACCUCAUGCUACUACAGAAGAACCACUCUAUUUUGUCUAGUGCUUAUUCUAGCACAGUAAAGACAGGCUGAGGACUGCUACCAGAAAUCUGGCAGAGCUUACAGUGAAAGACAUGGAAGAAAUGAAAGAAGUGGAAAAUUAUGCAAACCUUGUCUGUAAUUUACCCGAGAAAAGGGAAACAUUUUCUCAUGGUUAUGAAAAGGAAAACAAACAUCUUAUACAUGACUUUAAAGAGCUCCAACUCAAACAGGAAGCACAAAUAAAGGAGGUCGAAGAAAUGUUGUAUCAAGAAGGCUUGUCUGAAAUAGCUCUGAGAAGCCCCAGUGAACAGAUUGCAUACUUACUGGUGGAGAGAAGUAAACUCUUGAGGAAACUGGAACUUGGGGACUCAAACCCAGAGUCACAAAGAUGUCUGAGCAGUAACCUACAGAAAGAAUUUCCCCAGGAGAAAUUUGAACAAAGAGAACAUCACCAGCCUAUGCAAAGAGAGCAUCAGAAACAUCAAGAACCUGUGCAGCAGUCCAAAAAGAAUCUGAGUGAGUCCUAUAAUGAAGACCUGGAACAAAAUAAAACAUCACAAAACUGCCUAGAGAGAGAUGCAGAACAAAUAGCAGAGAGGUUAGAGAAGGCCCAUGAAGAGAUCCGAAGACUCAUGGAUGAACUGCAAGGGAAGGAGAAAGAACAGAGUAAAUUAGAUUCUACUCUUGAGAAGGCUCAACUAGAAAUUGAAGAAUUGAGAGAAAAUUUGACAAAGCUGAAAGAAAAUGAUUCAAUUGACCUAAAGAAAGCAAAAGAACACAAUCAGAGACUAGAUGAGGAAAUUCUGGCUUUAAGAAAUCGGGUUCGAUCACUUGACUCAGAAAAAAAAGUGCUUGGAGAAGUGGUUGAAAGGCUUAAAGGAGACAUUCGUGAAUCACAAGAGAAUAAGCAACUUGGAAACCACUCCCCUGGGAAAACUGUGGGUGCUGAACAAAAAAUACAGAUAUUGAAAAUGAGCCAAGAAAAAACUGAAAUAUUUGAAAGUGAGUUGUCAGAAGAGAGAGAAGGGAGAAAGUAAUUGACAUCUGAUCUUAAUACUCUACAGGAGGAUUUGAAAGUUGAUAAUGAGGAAUUGCAAAAAUCAAAGUCAGAACUUAUAUCCCUUUGUAAUGAAAUUCAAAGUCUUCUAGGGGCAGCAGAACACACAGACCAUUUUUUAAUAGCUUAUAACCUGCUACAAAGAGAGAAUUCUGAAUUAGAAACAAAGAUGAGACUGAAUUAUUAAGUCUUGAAGUUUGCACAAGAUUUUGAAUAAUUAAAUAAUUUUAUGGUAGGGAGCAAAACUGCAGCUGCUAAUUUAAUUACAAGUGAAAAUAUCUGUAAAGAUCUUGUGUUUAAAGUACCAAUUUUGGAAGUAGAGAUUCAAAGCCCAAAGGAAGAGAGAAAGGAACUCUGUCCUGAACUAGGAGAAAGUAAGCAGAAGGAAAUUCCAGAAGAGUCAGUAAAGGAGGGCAGUUUACCAAGAGAGGGUCAGAAAGAGGAGGACUCCCAAGAGAACCAAGAUGUGAAAGGUGAAGAACAGCAAUUGACCUUGAAGCCUGAGGAAGUUGUGAAACUUAGAGAAGAGCUAAGCCAACUGAAUCAGAGCCUUCCUCAGGCUCAGAGAUCUGGGGAUAGCUCAGAUGACAGUAACACCCAGGGUCCAUCAUCUGGAGAAAAACCGAAAUGCCAGCAGCAAGAGGAACUACAACAACUUCGCCAGAAUUUGCACCGGCUCCAGAUUCUGUGCAACUCAGCUGAAAAAGAGCUUCGAUAUGAGCGAGGAAAGAACUUGGACUUAAAGCAACAUAAUAGCUUACUUCAGGAAGAAAACAUUAAGAUAAAAAUUGAACUAAAGCAGGCCCAGCAGAAGUUAUUAGAUAGUGCAAAGAUGUGCUCUUCACUCACAGCAGAGUGGAACCACUGUCAGCAGAAAAUCAAGGAACUGAAGCUGGACGUUCGUAAGCAGGCUCAGAGCAUUAAAUCACAGGAAAAGCUGGAGAAAGCUAAAGUUGCUGAUGCAGAGGAAAAGAUUUUGGAUCUGCAGCAGAAAUUAGAACAUGCUCAUAAAGUCUGUCUCACAGAAACUUGUAUUUUGGGGAAGAAGGAACUAGAGGAAAGGAUAAGAGAAGCAAUGGAAAAUGAAACUAAAAUAAAGCAACAAUAUCAAGAAGAACAACAGAAGAGGAAACUCCUAGAUCAGAAUAUAAAUGAGCUACAAAAGGCAGUGAAAAUCUUACAAGAUAAAGAGAAUCGAAUGGAAAUGACCAGUUCUCAGCAACAAUCCAGAAUCCAGCAACAAGAGGCCCAACUUAAACAAUUGGAAAAUGAAAAAAGAAAAUCUGAUGAGAAUCUCAAGAGCAACCGGGAAUUGGCUGAGAAGGUGUCUAAGCUGCAGCAAGAGAAGGAAGCCCUACGUGAAGAAUAUGGGAAGUUUUUGAAGCAGUUUGAUUCCCACAUGAGAAACUAUAAUGAGAAACAUCAUCAUUACAAAGCCAAGUUUCACAGAGUCAAGGAUCGUUUAAUUCAUGAAGUGGAGCUACGAGAUGGGAGAAUUAAACAACUUGAAAGUGAAAUUGGAAUACUGCGACAACAAGUAGCAAAGAAGAAGGCAUUCCAGGACCAGGUCACUGCCAAAAAUGAUAUCCUGCUCCUAGAAAAAAGGAAACUUCUGGAACAGCUCACAGAGCAAGAAGAAUUGAUCCACGACAACAAAUGUAUAAUAUCUUCAGUCCAACACAGAAUAUUUUUCCUGGAUAAAGAAAAUAAGCAAUUACAGGAAAACAGUCUCCGGCUCACACAGCAGGUUGGCUUCUUAGAGCGCAUUAUAAGUAGCAUCCAGAUUCGCAGAGCAGAGGAAACAAGUAGUGGCAUCCCUGAAUUUGAAGUGUUUAAUAAAAUCUUGCCUCUCCCAAGAUCCAGUUUUUCAGGAACAGGUUUGGCACAGUCAGCUGGAAGUCUUCAAGAGACUGAAGAACGUAAGUCAGAAGAAGUGGCAAACCCCAAGUUCCCCAAGUCUCUUACGUGUUCACAGAAUUCCAAAGCUGGAUACAUAAACGUGGCUUCUCUGAAAGAGACACACUGCGUCCAAGAACAAGAUCAAAAGUCAGAACUAUAAAGUCACUAGUGUCUAAACCAGACUGAUCAAAGCUGCUAACUUAAAACUUGGGCCUGAAGGUGGAACAUGAUGUGGAGAAGACUUAUGACAGAUCUUCACUCGACAUCAGCCAGGAGCCUUCAAAAUUGCUGAUAAAGUCAUUAAACCAGUUCUAAACAUGGAUUUCUCACGUUUGUUUGAUAUCCUCAAAUGCCUUGUAUUGAUCAACAUAGUGACUUAAGUUCAAUGAUUUAAUAGAGGUUUCUGUUCAGCAGAACACAUAUAUGGCUGAUUCGGUAUUCUUUCCUAGUAUUAUGGGUACUUUUUUUGGGGGGGGUAUUGUUUUUUUUAAAAGUAAAAACCUAUAAUCACAUUAAAGCAAAUACUUUCAAAAGAAGAAAACACCCUCCUAUAAUGCCACAUACUGAACACUACUAUUUUCCUUUUGGAGUUAUUCCCUUCUGGUUCUUAUUCAAAUUCAUAUAGUUUAAAUGAUUAUUAUAUUGUAUUUUCAUAGUCUGAUUUUAAAUUUAAUCACCAUGAAACACUGUCCCAUAUUUAAACUCUUCAUAAUUAUUUUUUCAAUAGUCACGUGAUAGUCUAUUAUGUUGAUGUUGUAUAAAUUCUCUUGUUAUUUGACAUCCAAGUUUCAACUUUUUCGCUAAUUAAGAUUAUGCUGUGGUGAAAGUCUUUGUGAAGUUAGCUCUUUUCUUCUCUUAAUCCAGAAAACAAAUUCACAAGAUAAAUGUUACAGAGCUUUGGUACAUCACUUGUUUCAUUGCCUUUUAAAAAGUAUCAACAUACUACUGUUUUUACAGUCAACUUCUUUAAGCCUCAAUUUCUUGAUGCAUAAAAUGGGAACAAUAGUAGUUCCUAUCCCAUAGAGUUGUGAGGACCAUAUGAAAUGAAGCGUGUAUUUUGCACU